This is a messenger RNA of Trichophyton benhamiae CBS 112371, 1098 nucleotides long. RefSeq lists its product as uncharacterized. Lineage: Eukaryota; Fungi; Ascomycota; Eurotiomycetes; Onygenales; Arthrodermataceae. The record is from RefSeq and is a predicted model, not a curated record. Bases 1 to 1098 code for a protein of 365 amino acids. The transcript has 2 exons.
AUGGAUUCACAAACUCAUACAUCGCCCGGCGUAACCACGCGGGACUCUGGGCUACGGCUGCCUUCCACUACAAACCCUCCUGGGCCCCAGAAUCCUCCAAAGCAACUCGUAUGGCUGAUCUUUGGCGCCACAGGCCAUAUUGGUCGUUCAGUGGUGAAGUCGGCCCUCGGCCACAACGACCUCGUUGCAGCUGUUGGCCGUACAUUCGAAACGACUCCCGAGAGCAUGGGACGUCUUCAACAAGAAAAUAAGAAUUGUCUCGGUCUACUGUGUGAUGUCCGCACCAGAGAGACGGUCAAAGCAGCCAUUGACCGCACAAUUGCCCAUUGGGGCCGAAUAGACAUUGUGGCCAACUGCUCUGGUUACGGUGUGAUUGGGGCAUGCGAGGAUCAAGAGGAGUAUGAUAUACGAAAUCAGUUUGAAACUAACUUCAUGGGCACGCUGAAUAUCGUGCAAUUAGCCCUGCCGCAUUUCCGGGAACGCGGAGCAGGGAGAUAUAUCAUUUUCAGCUCGACUUCAGGCGCGCUGGGCGUUCCUGGGUUAGGGCCUUACUGCGCUUCGAAGUAUGCGGUGGAAGGACUGAUUGAAAGCAUGUUAUAUGAAGUCGACUGUUUCAAUAUCAAGUGCACGCUUGUUCUGCCGGGCCACAUACGUCGUGACGACAAUGACUUGAUACCUGGAAUGCCUGAGAAUGCGUCAAAUUACCUCACCUCGCCGUUGCCCGCCUUUGGACAUUUUAUGAUAAAGCCGGCUAGUGAGCCGUACAGCGGAGUCACGGCCCCCGCGGCGCAUGCGAGACGUAUCUUGCAAUGGCUGGGUGACAAACCGCCUACAAGUGCAGUGAAAUCUGCAGAGCUUGUGUGGCAGCUGGGCCACUGUUCUUAUCCGCCAUUGAGGCUGCUACUGGGCACAUAUGCGGUAGAGAGCAUCAGGGACAGGCUGAAAUGUGUUACAGAAGAGAUAGAGGAUUGGAAGCAUCUGAAUUUUCCUUCAGCCGAUCAGCCACCACAGGCAAAUCCUUCCAAGACUGAAGGGGACUCGGCGAUUAAAGAAGCAGACGAUCAAUUGGCAUCUAAUGAUAUUCAGGUAACGGAUUAA